Molecule: messenger RNA, 975 nt
Organism: Osmerus eperlanus (European smelt)
Lineage: Eukaryota; Metazoa; Chordata; Actinopteri; Osmeriformes; Osmeridae
Gene: ggcta
Product: gamma-glutamylcyclotransferase a
Exons: 4
Coding region: 124-639 (171 amino acids)
Molecular function (GO): gamma-glutamylcyclotransferase activity
Source: RefSeq, a predicted model, not a curated record
UCUGCCAUAACAUUAAAGAAGAUGGUUAACUGGACAGGAAUGGUGAAAACGGGUUGAUAAGUGAUUUACUUUAUUUACUUGGCAAAACCCUUGAUCUUUUAAUGGUAGUGUUUUCCAUAAAACAUGUCUGACAAUGGUCACUUCAUGUAUUUUGCUUUUGGGAGCAAUUUAUUGAAAGAAAGACUACAAUUGGCAAACCCGUCUGCGAUAUUUCAGUACACGGGUCGGUUAAAGGACCAUGUGUUGAACUUUGGGCUGUGGGGGGAGCAUGUGGACAACCGGUGGCAUGGUGGAGUGGCUACCAUCGAGGCCAGCCCUGGUCUGGAGGUAUGGGGGGUGGUUUGGAAAAUGGAAAACCAACACCUUGGUAGCCUGGACAAGCAGGAGGGAGUGGACAUGGGAAUGUACUACCCCCUUCAGGUGACUGUGGAGACGGAUGGUGGCCCGGUGUUCUGUCGGACCUAUCAGAUGAACCACUUCCAUGCCUGCCCUCCUUCCCCACAGUACAAACAGGUGGUGUGUUUAGGUGCCCAGCAAAACAAUCUUCCUUCCGACUAUCAGAAGCGUCUGCAGGCUGUGCAGACCAACAACUACAGCGGACCCUCCAUCCUGGACCAGAUCGCUACAGUCAUGAAGUAGAGGAUGCUCAGAAGCAGCUGGAACACAGGAUUAGCUAGGCUAUAUGGACUGAAAGCUUUGACUAUUUGUACUGACUGGAUUGGUCAAAUUUGAUGGGCAACACAGCACUGUUUUGUGACCAUCUAAAGGUGUGUUGGUAAAAAGAAUUAACUUAUACUUUACUUUUUAAAAACUUUUAAUAGUGAAAUUAAUUUGUAUUUAUCUUCAAUGUUCUAUAAAGACUAUGUAAAAAUAAAAAUAAAAUAAACCAGUACUAUCGUUAUUACAUUUUUUAAAUAGUUAAUAUUGGUGGCAAAACAUGAGCAAACAAUAAACACAAUGCCGGGAAUUACAGAU